Lactuca saligna is the source of this 1650-nucleotide messenger RNA. Lineage: Eukaryota; Viridiplantae; Streptophyta; Magnoliopsida; Asterales; Asteraceae. The record is from the annotation of a GenBank genome assembly.
UUAACUUUUAUUUUCUGUCAAAUUUAGCAUCUUACUUGGUUCCUAUUUUUAUGAUUUUCCUGUUUAGGUUAUGUUUUAUCAUUGUUUAAAUCCAUUAUUAUUGCAAAAUUUUACAUCUAUAUUUUUUGUAUUAUUCAGUUCGUUCUUAUAUUAUUAGUACUCGAUACACAUAAUUGUAAUUAUUUUGUGUACUUUUCUGUUAUAGUGACAAUGGCAGAAACAAAGAUCACUUUCAUUAGAGACUUGGACAAUAUGAAUGAUGAUUACACACUAAAAGUGUCUAUUAUCCGGCUGUGGAAAUCGCUUUCAGAUGGCAACCCCACUAUUGUCAGAUCAAUUGAGAUGAUACUCAUGGAUGAAAUGUGUACAAAAUCCGAGCAAGUGUGUAUCCAAGAGAUUUUCAAAGAUAUUAUUGGUGAAGUUGUUUCAUUAGGAAAGCUUGAUUCCCGUGAUGUCAGCAAAUCUCUACAUAGGCUGCCUUUACAAAUAAGAAACUUAGAAGGUUUGCAGGUUAAUGUUACGUUGUUUGGAGAUAUUGCAUACCAGUUAAUUUCUUAUCUUGAAGCUCAUAAAGAAGUUGGUCGUGUGAUUGUCCUUUUGCAAUUUGCAAGAAUUAAUGUCUAUAACGCAACACCUUCUGUGAACAGUUAUUUUGAACACACACGGAUGUUCAUAAAUGCUAAUCUUCCCGAAAUUGUUACAUUCACAGAUAGCUUGGUUGGAUUAAGAGGACUUCAAAACCCUUCUGCUUCUUUGACUGUUGAAAGCUCUAAAUCAUAUUCGGAAUUUGAUGACUUUUUGAAUAACUACAAAGUUAAAAAUGUUGUCGAUUUGAUAGAACCACAAGAGGUCGGCCAAUAUAUCAUUGUCGGGACCAUUUAUGGUAUUCGCCAAGAUAUUGAUUGGUAUUAUGAUGCGUGUACAAACUGUGGAAAGAAAGUUCAAACAGAAGAUUUGUUCAGUGGUGCAGAUAGUGGUGAUGCAAGUGUCGUUUUAAAAUGCAAUGGUGAUAAUUGUAAAAAUAAGACGAUCUCUUCUGUUCCAAGGUAUAAAAUACCUAUUCGUGUGCAAGAUGAUUCUGGAACAAUCACUCUAACUCUCUUCGAUAGAGAUGCUUAUAGAAUCGUCAAAAAACGCGCACGUGAUCUUAUAGAUAAAAUCAAACAGGCUGGGGAUAAUCCAAGAUUAUAUCCUUACGACCUCAAAUGUUUGGAGCAUAAAAAGAUGGCUUUUAAGAUAGAUGUUAACAGUUUUAAUGUAUCCAAUAACUACAAUCGGUUUGGGAUACUUGGCUAUACGGUUGAUAGUAACGUUAUCGAUGCUUUGGAAAAAAAGUUAGCUGUCGAGGCAGGUAGUCCUGCAAAUGCUGAUGAUACAGAAAUCGCAUCUCAUGAAGUAUCUCAAGAAACAAAGUCCUUAAAGGAUGCGAUAUCGCAAACAGGUGAUAAUUUGACCCCAACAUUGCCCGACAAAUUUGAAGCUACAAGUCCGUUCAAGUAUAAUUCCCCAACAACAGUAAAAAAACGAAAUGUUGGAGAUACCAUUGAUGUUGAUGAUUAUGAUAAUGUGAAUUCAUCCACCAAGGUCCCUCGAUUGAAUUCUAAAGUUGAUGGCAACACAGGUCUAUUAAUACCAAAGCUUGAAAAGUAA